CCCUUUGCAGUUUGGUUGGUUGGAAUUUUGUCCAGUCUUAGCUUCCAAUUCCACAACUGGACAAACUUGGUUUCCAGUCCCCUGUUUAGUACGGAGAGUAUCGCUAUUCGCUCUUUGGACGGAUAAUGGCGGUGGUUCCCACUUCUGCAGGGAGGAUCCCCAAACGGCAUCGUUUGAGUUGCCAUGGUGCGUCCAGUGCUUAAUACAUGUAAUUAUCACUUUCCAUUGAUGGGGGCCAAUAUAUUUGUUGAUUAGAAACUAAAAGAUUACGCUUUUUAAAAAGGACCAUUACUUUAAUUAUUACUGCAUUUCCCUGACAUAAUCCAGAAAUUGGGCAAUUACGACCAGAAUGUAUUACAAUGGGAAACUGCUGAUAGGGAACUUGGAAGACAGAACCAGCCAUUGUUUCUGACUUAGGUCCCGUUUUUACCUAGAAACUAGGGAUCGUUUUUUCUCUUUUAAUUUGCUAAAAAUGAAAACUAAGUGGAUCACUGUUUUGCUGUUCUUUAAAGUUAAAAAUUAGCUUUGGUAACGAAGUUAAAAGCUGUAAAUGGCGUCGUCCUAGGUUCAGUUGUUUUUGGCGAAUCAAGUUGCUAUAUUUUACGGAAUUGGCAAAUCUUUUUUACUUCAUGAUAUCACCAGGCUUUUUUAGGAUAAAGGAGUUUGGGCUUUUUUACUCCUAAAAUUUUGAGGAGUCUCUGUCUUAUUCUAAAGCAAAUCUCCAAGUGGUUUCGUUUUGGGGGUCUUACCUAAUCUAACUAUGACAUGAUGGAUUAAAUGAACUAAAAGUAGGAUAUGGAUAUGAGUUUGGCCUCAUAAGCAACCUCUUUAAACAAUUAUUAUAUGGCUGAGAAAAUUUCAGGAAAAGUAGGAUGUGGGGCACCCUGUACUAGUGAGGCAUCUUUUUCCACUAAGCAUAAAAGGAGACCUUUCUCACUUUCCUGUUACCAUCUAAAGACCCUUUCUUCACCCUCCAAACUGAAGCAUCUCAAAAGAUGGGCUUGUUCUAUCAGUAGUUCGGUUACAACAGUAGGCUGCAGGUGCUGUUCCUAGAUCCUUUUCCUCUAGUUUUUAGCCUCUUCCUCGCCUUUUCAGAUUGAACCCUGGUGACCUUCUUUGUACGAAGACGUUUCACUUUCAGUGUUUACAUAACGGAUAAAGAAGCUAUGGUUCUUCCUGGUCUGGCUAAGAAGGAGGUCAGGAGAGUUGAAUUCAACAAGCCAAAGAGCUUGUUGCUUCCUGGAACUAGCCUUGCCUCUGUUGAAUCCUUAUCGAUGCCUCUUGUCCACGAAGUUGUUCUCGCUGCAGAUAUUCGAUGCGCAGGGUGUCAAAGGAGAAUAGCUGACAUAAUGUCAAGAAUGAGUGACUCUGUUUUGGUAAAUGUGUUGGAGAAGAAGGUAACACUCACCUGUACUUACCCUGGUAUCGUCAAGUUACCUUCAAGGCAAGUUCCUGUUAUUUACAGGAAUCCUGUAAGCACAAUGGCCAUGAUCAAGAGGUUCUUUCGCUCUUCCCGAAGGUGAAAUCCAAUCAAGAAACAUCCAAUAUGCUUCAGAAGUCUUCACAUAAACAUUUUUCUGUUGUAGCCUGAAUGCCCUGUAUAUACUUUUUGUUGUACAAAGAAAAUAAUCAGUUUGGUCAUGUCUCACCUGUAUAUAGAAAAACACACUGAAUAGUUGGAUGUGUUUAAAAUGAUCAGCCGAUUUCUUGAUCUUUGUUGUACUUUCUUUACUUUCAUUGCUGAGUGAAAGUAUUAUAUGUCUUGUCUUUCAGGCAAAACUAAAAUCGGAAGUAACUGAUGCUUAAAUUUAAUGCAAACAGAAACCUUUGUAAAUAAGAAAAGGAUACUUCAUAAUCAUGUACAGGGUAACACAACAUUUACAUGAAGGGAGGCUUCUUUUAAUUUCUUGAUAUUUAAGUCACGAUGAAUCAACCGAGAAUCGGAUUCCAAAAUGAAACCAAGGAAUUCCCAUGAGAGAGCCAAAGGUGGAAAUAUUCUUGGUCCUUGAUCCCUUGAAUUCUCUAAUUUCUACAUAUAAUUUUCCAAAGCUUUUGAAAACCAUCAAAACCAAUUCCUAUCAUUGAUCUCGAUUCUUUUCAGUUCCCAACUCCAUGUCAGGAAGGACAAGUUUAAGACAGCAUCUUUAUGAGCCAUUCCUUCUUUUUCCCUGCUAUUUUUAAAGCUAGCUAUUAGCUAACACUAAUGAAGCCAGCCUUUAUCACACCUUGAAAAGCUUACAUGAAAAGGAAUUCUGAAGAAUUAUGAUAUAUUGUUGCUGUUUUCAAUCUUUUAACCAUAUGAUUCUGAACAUACAAAUGAGUAGCAUAUCUCAAAUUCCACAUUUUGGGAAUGAACUGACUAAGCAACUCGCUUUUUCCUUUUAUUUAUGGGCUGUUAGGGUGAAGGUGGUUGUGGUUUUUUUUCUUUAUCUUUGAUUAGUCUUUCACUUUUUGCCAAUCAACACAUAUAAAUCAACUUUUCCCCUAGUUUAGAAAGCAAAAAGAAAGAUUCAGUGAAUAAUGCAUUUUCAACUUUUCAUAAUGGCUUGUUUUAGCACAUUGAUGUAAUAAUCUUUUUUUAAUUUUGAA
Molecule: messenger RNA, 2589 nt
Organism: Durio zibethinus
Lineage: Eukaryota; Viridiplantae; Streptophyta; Magnoliopsida; Malvales; Malvaceae
Molecular function (GO): metal ion binding
Source: RefSeq, a predicted model, not a curated record